AUGGAAGCAGAACGUGAGCGGAAAUCAGCAGGAAAGGAAGCAAUUCAACCUGAAUCAGACAAGCAGCGACGGAGGAGAUCAGAUGACGAAGGAGAUGGCGACAGCGAGAAUGACGACCAGCUUUCGUGUGAAGGUGGCGACAACGAUAACGAUGAUGGGCUUUUGUAUGAAGGUGAUUCCGACUCGGACACAGAUGACGGUUUCACUACGAAGCACAAGGUUGUUGAAAGAGCUUUCUGGGACACCGCAAACUCUCCCAUGGCCCAAGAAGAAGAUGGUGAAAGGAAUUGCCUCAAUGCAAGUCGAUGCCACAAAGACAGUCACAAAGCAAAGUUCAGGGGAUUAGUCAUUUUCGAACUGUACAAAGUCAUAGUCAAAUUGAACGACAAAAUCCGCAGCACCCCUUGCUCAACAGCCGAAUCUACGAUGAAAUCACGAAACCGGCAUCGGAGUAUUGGGAUUACAAUCCGGGCGAGCCACUUGAAAGCUGAUACUAUUGAUCUUGACCCAUAUGCCCUUCUUCCCCUGUCUGGUUCUGAACCCAGACCCCCAAUGUGUGAAGAAACUGGAGUAUCUAUGUAUUUUUCUUUCAAGAUCAAUGAUGAGGAUGUACUAGUUGCUUUUAAAGAUGAUGAUCAUGUGAAUCGCGACCUAUUUCCAGGUGAUGGUGUAUCUAAGUACUGCACUUUCAAUGUUUCUGCACUUGAUGAAAGUUUCUUGGACGAGUAUGGUCCCUAUAUCGCGAGGUCUGUGGUUGGAAACCCCAGCACCAGUCCUAUCCUAAUGAUGGCGUACAGUUCCAAGUAUCGUGGAGCAUGGGCUACUAUUGAUGUCAAGAUGUUGAAUAAAAGUGUUAAGGGUGUUUCUGGUUUGAUUGCUGCCAGGCCUUGCAUAUUGUACUCGAGGAUUCGUUUGCUAUCACUUAAACGAAGGGAUGAGGAUAAGACGGUGAUGAUUGAGAGAAGUGAGGAUGGUUUGGUGGGGAAUGGUGGAAGUAUUAAGCUUACAAGGUCGGUGGUAGCUGUUCCUUCCAAUUCCUCACUCAUUAUUGGGGCCAUUUUGUAUGACCGUCAUCAAGGAGAUGGUGAGAACCUUAGUUGCAGUGGCAAGACCUUUUUCCGAGCUAUGAAAAUGGGGGAGGAAACCAAGAUCAUUUCCUAUAAUGGUGUCCCCACCCUCGAAGUUACUGCCCGAUGGAAAUGCAGUGAAACAGUCUAA
This is a messenger RNA of Striga asiatica, 1218 nucleotides long. The record is from the annotation of a GenBank genome assembly. NCBI's taxonomy places the organism in Eukaryota, Viridiplantae, Streptophyta, Magnoliopsida, Lamiales, Orobanchaceae.